This is a messenger RNA of Schistosoma haematobium, 7825 nucleotides long. RefSeq names its product ddb1 and cul4 associated factor 7. NCBI's taxonomy places the organism in Eukaryota, Metazoa, Platyhelminthes, Trematoda, Strigeidida, Schistosomatidae. Gene Ontology annotation, molecular function: protein binding. The record is from RefSeq and is a predicted model, not a curated record. Bases 1291 to 1986 code for a protein of 231 amino acids. Gene Ontology annotation, cellular component: nucleus. The transcript is spliced from 4 exons.
GCCGCACUGAAGGACGUUAUCUGACCUUGAAGCGAUUGUUCAUUUCUGCUGGGAUUCGCUUUGUGUGCUUGUGGCUUAGUGAUCUGUGCUAUUCAAUAAUAAACUGUAGCUGGUGCAUCAUGUUGCAUUCUGAGAUUCAUACACCGUUGGGAUUUAUUUAAUAACAGUUUUCGAGGCGAUUGGUUUACCAGGCGUAAGAAAUUGUCUAGGAGAUAAUCCACUACAAAUCGGCCUGAUGUACGUCAUUUUUUAAACCGUGUGAUUUACAGUUAUAUCUAACUGACCUUUCCUGAUUGAGGUUGGAAGCUUCCUAUUCACGUUUAUUUACGUGGGGGUUAUUGUAAAUUUGUCAACUAAAAUGAUAGUAAUUAGUAGUUCGUUAGCGAUAUAUAUAUGCUCGGUUCUGUCACACUAAUGUUAAUAACUGGGUCCACCUUUUUAAAUAAUAAUCCUGUAGGCCGUUCAAAACACUCAAAUAACACUAUAAUGUUGUAUAAAGACAAGGAGUUCUAUGGUUGAUAUAGUAAGCAAGGCCCAGAGUUUGAAAUCGAAGGGAAUUUGUUGACUUUUAACCGCAAUAUUAUAACUAGAUCUGAGUUUAUACUAGCUUCGAAUCUGUUGCUUCAGUGCCUCCAAGUAGUAGGUUAUUUCAUGGACUGCAAUCCUAACCUAUGGUACUUACACUGUUGAUUUGGCUACUUUGACACAAUAAUGUCGUUAACCAUGUGGUUGCUUAUGGGAUUGCGUUUUGGGAUCACUCUGAAUGGAUCUGAGGAGUAUGUUAAUCAAUAAUGUCCUCCAAACGGUAUACUUCCCAACGCUUUAUGGCUGUUUGUCUCUCACAGACAGAAUACUGUGUGCUUGGGAGAUUUAGGGAAAUGUAAGCUUCUUCUGUAGAUUCAGAUACAUACUAGAGAUAAGUGACACUAAAUCUUGACUCCUUUUCGUUUUUAAUUAAGUGCGACUAGGUCGUCAUAUCUUUUAUGUGGACAUUUGGUAUAUGCACACAUACUUCUUGUCUAGUCGCUAUCUUUAGUUUUAUGAAUCUUGUUAUUUUUUAUUCUUUUGACUCCGUUUUAGUUUUUUAAGAGACAGGAAAGCCUAAACCAGUGAAUGUUUGUGCAGAUCUCUGUUUCGCUCCUCCUUUCAAUUUAUUUCAUACAUCUUAUAUUCUUAUGCAUUAAGACAAUGUUCACGUUUUCAUUUCUCACUAAGCUACAUGUAUAUCCAGUUUUGAUCAAAAUCUUUACUAUUUGUUUCUUUUAACAUAGAUCGAAAACGUCUAUUCCAAUGUCAGACACUCCUGGUGUUAUUCCUAACAUGCCUAUUGGUUCACAUCAGUCAUCUACUAGUGCAAAGUCUAAUACAACUAAACGAAAGGAGAUAUAUAGAUACAAUGCUCCUUGGUGUAUUUUCAGCAUGAACUGGUCUGUCAGACCAGAUAAACGCUUUCGUUUAGCUGUGGGUAGUUUCAUUGAGGAGUACAAUAAUAAAGUCCAAGUAAUAUACCUAGACGAUGAACAAGGAGAGUUCGUUGUACAAAGUACGUUCGCACAUCACUACCCAACGUCAAAAAUCAUGUGGAUCCCUGACACAAAGUGUAUUUUCCCUGAUUUACUUGCCACAAGUGGUGAUUACCUUCGUGUUUGGAGAAUAAAUGAAGAUUCUGAAGUUAAAAAUGAAUGCUUAUUGAAUAAUAAUAAAAAUUCGGAUUAUUGCGCCCCACUUACUUCCUUUGAUUGGAAUGAAGUAGACCCGAAUAUCAUUGGAACUUCUAGCAUCGAUACUACAUGCACUAUCUGGGCCCUUGAAACGGAGCAGGUGAUCGGCCAUACAAAUGUCGUAAGUGGACGUGUAGAAUCUCAGUUGAUAGCCCAUGACAAAGAAGUAUAUGACAUAGCUUUCAGUCGUGCUGGAGGCGGGAGAGAUGUUUUCGCCAGUGUUGGUAAGUGGUUUUAUUUUCAACCUGAAUAUUUUCUCCUGUAAUUUAACUUAACAGAGUCCUUGUCAUUUCCCCAUGAAGAACUACAUGAAACUUUAAAUUCCUACCUUAUGUUAUUUCAACCAGUUACAGUGAUUAAAAUGCAAUCAGUUUAUAAUUUUCUCACUUUACAGCUCUAUACAGUAGUCAGAACACUAUUAUGGUACUAUCUACCGAAUACAUAACAUAAUUAAGCAACAUAUUUUGAAAUUGAAAUAAGCAGUCCAGAAAUAUUUGAAAGUGAAGGCACUCAAUAUAUAUUCAUUUAUUAAGUAUUUGGGUCAUAUUAUUUUAUAUUUUCCGAAUUUAAUGAUUCGGCUUUACUAAUUAUCAGCUUUAUACCAUUAAUGUCCUAUCUAUGUACAGAUUGUGAUUUAUUAUUUAUGGUACGUCAUAUAUAACCACAGAAUUUUAGGAGAGUGAAUAAUACGAUGUACUCGCCCGGUUUACGAAGCAUUUCGAACUGCAAACGAAGGAACAGGUGAUAAUUUUGUGAACUACCGGUUGUUAGCUUAUAUAAGCAUGAUGUUAGCUGGUUCUUUGUUAACUGUGAUAAUCAGCAAAAUUCUAGUAGUAUUAUAUGAACAAAAGUACUAAAUUAAAUAAUUAUAUGUUAGGGAUAACAGACAAGCAACGGCCAUAAAAGUCCUAAGGUGAAGUAGCUGUUAUAACAGGCUGAAGUGAAUAUCUCUUGAUCUACGUAUGAUCAAUUAUGAAUAAUGUGACGGAACUACUGGUGGGAUGUUCCGAAUGAACAGAUACCAGAGAAAAAAAUAACUCGUCAUUAAAAUAUGAGCCAUUCUGUGUAACAAUGACGUACUCACCUGCAAACAUGAAAUGAACUUGAUUAUACAUCACUUUUCAGAAACACAUGACUAGUGUGUAAGUAUCGCAAGCCAUCCAUCUGCCUGAUCAUCAAGCUCACUUAUUCCACACCAUAAAGGUUUUGGUUACUUUUCUUCUUUACCAAAUUAAAGAGCGUAGGAAUAUGCAUUUAUAUAUAUAUAUAUAUAUAUAUAUGAGAUGUGACAAAAUAGAACCGUGCAUGCUUAAAACGGGUCAAAAUCGUAUUUGUCAACUUGUUUUACAAUCGUUUAAAGUAAUGUUAUGUAUUACUUUGUUUUGUUAAGUUCAAUAAUAUUAUUAUAAGCGACAACUCAGAUACAUUCCAUGUGGUUUUCGCUUUAGAUCAUCGGUACUUUCGGUUUCUCCAUUAAAUUGUCAUAUAUUUCGUAGUCCAAAUACAACUGUCCAUAAUUCCAUGCUAUUCUGUCUCAGGUGCAGAUGGUUCUGUACGUAUGUUUGAUCUUCGGCAUUUGGAGCAUUCUAAUAUCGUGUAUGAAGAUUCAAAUCAUUCCCCACUUUUACGCUUAGCUUGGAAUAAGCAAGAUGCAAACUAUCUAGCGACAUUUGCAAUGGACUCCGUAGAAGUAAUUUGUUUUAGUUAUUCACUUUUUCACCAUAUAUUCGAUUGAUAUUUUCAUAAUUGGAUAAAGCACUCUAGUUUUUAUAGGAACACCUGAUACUAUGAUAGUUACUAAUGAUGUUGGAUUUUGUUAAUAAGUCGAAUUGUUUCGUAGACUUGAAUAACUUUUUUAUUAUGAAAGUAUCAAUGUAAGAUCCUGAGGAUUAUAUAAUCGCAGACCCGAUUGUAAUAUGUAUUACAAGGUAUAUUUUGAUGAUAACACGUGUCAGAUGGCUUUUAUACGAACAUUAUUCGUUUUAUCAACCAACUAACUAGAAAACGCAUUCUGUACUAGAUCUAAAAACGACGGCUUCUGCCAAUGACCAAAGACAUUUCCCUAAAAUCGCUCAAUAAGAAGUUUUCACGUUUAUUAUUAUUUACACUACUUUACACUAAUCUAGUCGUUAUUGUUCUUUUUUCUUUUACGCUCCUUAUCUUCUUUUUCUCUCUUCCCAUCCUCAUUGUUUUGUGUGGCGCAUAUAUAUUUGGUGCUCUCUUGUACCAAUAUUUACGUGUUCAAAUAAAAUAAUUUCACGUUUAUUACUGUUCAAAGGAAGAUUACUAGGACGUUAUUUAUGCACAUCUUAUCACCGAUUCGAACAAAGCGGCUAUUUUGUGGACAGAAAUUUAGAAAAUAAACGUGUAUAACGAAGGUAGAUGCUAGAUUACCUUGAUACUCAAAAGCUGGGACCUUUUGUUUUUCAUAUAGCUUGAAUGCCUUAUUACUAUUUAUUUGUUCGCUUUCUUUUUCGUUCACACCUUCCUCAUUAAGUUGAAUAGAUUACUGAAGUUGAGAUGUUACUCAAGGGGAAAGGGGUAACUAUCUGAAGCAACACACUUUCAUAGGAGAAAGAAUUAUCCACUGUCCCGUUUGUCAAUCUAUCUCAGGAAUCUUCUUGUUAAACCUGCAGUAACCCUAUAACUCUUAUGUAAAUAUAUUUUCAUUUUUGGACAGCUCUUAAUCAUUCAGAUAGGAUGUGACUAAUGAGCCAUCCUAGUAAUCUCAUAUUUGUUAUAAAUAGCAUUGACCUUCACUACAUGUACUUCCUUUUUCCGUGCUUAAGGCGUCCGAACAUUGCCUCACGUACUUCGGUUGUGAAAACCAGGGAAAUUUGUACUUUAAGUCAGAAAACAUUAAUGUACGGGUGGUUGGCCAUUCUAACACACCUCAAAUGGCUAUGCAAUUUUAGAGACCUACUUUAAAGUAUAUGUCGACAGAUGUUGAUACAUAAUAUAACGAGAUAGAGUAAAAAGUUCAUUUACGGUAAUUGAUUCAGGAACGAUGGUUCGCUCAAAUCCAAUUCUUUACAAUUGCAUUCAUGUUUUUACCGUCUGUUUGCACAACUCUAUACCAUUACUUGUAGAUAAAGUUAAGAUUAUUGUCCCAUCCUCUCAUGUGAAGUGAAAUAAUAAUAAUAAUUCCGUUCAAUAUAUGCUUUGAUCUCUUUCAGUUUAUUUCAACGCUCACUUUGUACAAAAAUGCAAUCACAUAAUAGAAAUGGGCUUACAGUUAGUUUUAAAGUAGUAUAAUAUACAAAUUUCAAUUUAACCCACUCUUAUAUAAGUGCAGAUUCAUAUACUAAACGUUAAGUUACAAUCUGUCCCAAAUGUAGGGAUACUACCCUUGAUAAAGCUUUCGAAUAUAUACCAUAGAGACUCAAGGCAGAAUUCAGUUAUCGUAAUAUCAUUUAUAUCUUUGGAUAGAUGAAACGUGUUAUCGACAUAUGAAAAAGCAUACUUGUUUUGUAAUCAAUUGGUCACUCUCUUUAAUUCGCUCUAAUUUAGUAGCUAUUUCGAUUUAACAAUUACUGAAAAGAUCUCAGCCUCUUUGUUUUGCACAAUAUGCUUACCUAUCUUUCAGUAUACUGAUGUUCUUUUUGGAUUUAUAUUGUUUUACAACCGCAGAUAAUUAUUUUGGAUUUACGUGUACCAUGCACUCCAGUAGCUCGUUUAAACAAUCACAGAGCAUUUGUAAAUGGAUUAGCCUGGGCACCACAUUCAAGUUGUCAUUUAUGUACAGCAUCUGAAGAUUGUCAAGCUCUUAUCUGGGAUAUUCAGUCUAUGCCAAGAGCAAUAGAAGAUCCUAUUCUAGCAUAUACAGCUGCCGGUGAAAUUAAUCAAAUUCAAUGGUCAUCAACACAACCAGAUUGGAUAGCCAUUUGUUAUAAUAAUUCGUUAGAAAUUUUACGAGUAUAAUAUUUACUGUUUAUUUCUUAUUUUAUCAACUGUUUUAAAGGUGUACUAUAAUUAAGAUCAAAUAUUAUUUCUUCCUUUAUGCUUACUAAGUAUUGUACGUUAUUUUCACGCGUUUAAUUAUUAUUCUUUUCCAAAUAUUCUGGAUAAUUUAACUGUGUACUAUUAUCGAGAUACAUGUAUUGGUUGAAGUCAAAGUUUUGACUACAUAUGAAUCAAUUUCAAAUGUUGUUUUGUACAUUCACUUGGAAACAUUUGUGUUUGUCUAAUCAAUUUAUAAAAUUUCUUAAGAAUUACCAUUAUAAAACAGGAAGUUCUACAAUAAUAGUUAUAUUCAGCAGGAUCUGUGAGACAGAAACAAAUCGAUAUUUACUCGAUUUUGGGAAAAUGACAGACAAAAUAUGAUCGAUGUAAGUUAUCUUUAUUGGGUAAGAAGAUUCGACUCAAGUUAUGCUGUCUCUAGUAAAUAGAUGCUACCCUGUUGUCUGCAAUGUGCAAGGAUAUUUGUCCACAAAAUAUAGUUACGGCUCACUGUUGGGUUAUAUACUAGUAUUUCUAUAAACGCCGCAGUACUACACAAGUAACACAAACUUCAGUGAGUAGUAAUGGAACACCAAAAGUGGUUAAACUGAGCUGAACGAAUAACUCAACUAUUUACUACAGUCAGUAGUUUAAAUUAGAUCCACAUUUUUUAUUCGUACUUUGUUUUAUUCAAAACAUAGAUUGAAGCGAGAUUACUGUCGCAGUGAUAAAAUUAAUAUUAUUCCUAUGGUGUAAACGCGUUUGACUUCAGUGCAUUAUGUGAGAUGGUGGAGAAGAUUUGUAGCUCAGGUGGAUGAUUUUGGUGGAAGUUUGUGCUGAUGAUGUCGUUCAGAAGAACGAUGAAAGCUCCACGACCAAACCAUCCAGCUCAGAGAACAAAACUCCACCAAAAUUAUGUGAGACGUUUGGAAGAUAGCAUAUUAGUUUUUCUAAUCAUUUAGCAAUGUGUAAGAGGAGCUUUUCAACGGACAAAAAGACGGAGAUAUUUUUCCACAAUUACAUAAUGUUUGUAAACGCUCAUCUGCAAAAACUGUUCAAUGUACGAUAAUCAUACAAUUCGCACUCAAACUACUUGCGAUCAUACCAAAUGUUUCCAGUUUCGAGAAAUUCCAGCUCUACUAUUUCAAUUUCUAAAUAUGUUAUGUAUUCAGUACAUAGUACCAUAAUAGUCUUCUGACUACUGUAUAGAGCUGUAAAGUGUAGCAAGCCCAUUCACAUCAACCUUAAUGUAUUCUCCUAUUGUUUGUAACAUACAGGUAAUCAAUAAUUUAUCCACACUAGAUUGACACUCAAAAAUGUAUAUGGAUAUUUAACUCACACCCACUCGUGGUUUCACAGUGUGUUUGCUCGCUGUAAGCUUGUGGAUUUUAUUUAUCUUUAACAACAAAAAUAUCUCUACAACUGGUGUUCAGGCUUCUGAAUAAUCUCGAGUAAAUCCAUAAUCCUACUAGGAGAUUUAGCAUACCUUAAAUACUAAGUUGACGGGACACCAUUUAUUGGGGUUAGAUAUAGAGGUAACUAACCCUCAGCAAAAGUGAGAAAAUCAUAAGCUGAUUGCACUUUAAUCACUGUAACUGGUUGAAAUAACAUAAGGUAGGAAUUUAAAGCUUCAUGGGGAAAUGACAAAGACUCUGUUAAGUUAAAUUACAUGAGGAAAUAUUCAGGUCGGAGAUAAAAUCGCUUACCAGCACUGGCGAAAACUUCUCUUCGGAACGACUGGAAGCCUUAUCAUGUGCUUAUACUUUGAAGUCAUAACUUUGAUCUCAAAAUGUCUAAUUGUAGACCGGAAAAUAAAAUUAUUUGUUAUUCUUCAAAACACAUUACUCAUGUUCCAUGUGACUACGAUGACCACAAAUUUAGGGAGAACAAUCCAGCAUCAAGUAGUUAAAGUUAGACAGAAAAGGGGGAUAUCAUAAGAGAUCCAAAAAGUGAAAUAAUUGGCCGUAGUAUGAUGAAAGUAGAUCUAGUCUGUAUCUAUUUUUAUCAUUUAAAAUCCACCCAGGACAACUGCAAGUCCGUAAGCAAAAUAUUUUCGGCUUGGAUUUUAAUAAAUUUUGGAUUUGCACUACUGUCUACUAAUUCAGCAGCCAGGUAAUUGUUUUUAAAGCGACUAGUUCAUUAUAUAUUGUCGCUAAUUAUAUACG